AUGCGCCUCCUGCUCUCGUCAUUCGCCGUUGUGUCCGCACUCGUCGCUGCACUUUCGACAUCUUCGACAAUCGCCGUGCCGACUGAGUCUGAUCAUGCCCGACGCGCUCUUCGUACUGCAGGUGAUGCGACCACGAGUGCAAAACAAGGGAGCGGUGCUCUUCACGGCACGUCUACGCUGGUGGAGGUCCCGUCGUCCAACCAAGAAGAGAGAUUACUCAAAUCUUACCUGUGGCUGUCCAAGAUAAGAAUGGAUUUUGGAGAUAUCGUGACUUUUUUUCGCAAAAAGGGAGUCAAUUUUGGAAAACAAUCGAAAAAACUGAAAAACUUUGGUAAGGCUUUGAUUCAGACGUGUAAGAAUAUCCUCAAGGGCGAGAGGUUGAAAAUUAGUAUGAUCUAA
Messenger RNA from Peronospora matthiolae, 399 nucleotides. Lineage: Eukaryota; Oomycota; Peronosporomycetes; Peronosporales; Peronosporaceae. The record is from the annotation of a GenBank genome assembly.